Messenger RNA from Branchiostoma floridae (Florida lancelet), 937 nucleotides. RefSeq names its product kelch-like protein 35. Bases 233 to 937 code for a protein of 234 amino acids. Gene Ontology annotation, molecular function: protein binding. The transcript has 4 exons. The record is from RefSeq and is a predicted model, not a curated record. Lineage: Eukaryota; Metazoa; Chordata; Leptocardii; Amphioxiformes; Branchiostomatidae.
GGAUGUUAAAGAGGAGACAACAGUGUGGGAGGCUGUGGUGAGAUGGGUGCAGCACAGCAGGGAGGACAGACUGCACCACCUACCCAGCAUCCUCCCUCACAUCCGCUUCAACCUGCUGACCUCAGAUGACACGGCGGCCAUCUUUAAACACCCCCUGGUCGGGGAGGAUCCUGGGAGUUCUGAGGUCAUCAGGAAUGUGGUACAGAAAGGGAACCUGAAGCCGAGGCUCGGGAUGACCACAGAAAUGGUUCUGCUGUACUUUUCAAGGGAAGGUCAGAUCCUCUACAUGAACCCUCACCAAGGGAAGUACAUCAGUUGCGACUAUGAUUAUGACCUCACAGAUGAUUUCCUGGCCCUGACAGUGACCAGCGAUAACAACAUCUACAUCCUGACUAUGGAUGGUAGCCCCUAUCAGUUGUCCAUACGCCAGUACAACCACACAGAGAAUGAGUGGGAAGCUGGUAUGUCCUCAGUGGCUUCGUUGGAAAGUGAAGAUUAUGAGGAUUUUAAGUUUCACGACGAUCUCCUUUUUGAAGUUGAUGGAAUGUUAUACCACGUUGCGGUGUUAGGGGAAUAUAACAACGUACUGAACUAUGUCAGGAUGAGGAAGUAUAACCAGCAUACAGACCAGUGGCAGGAGUGUUCACAGCUGGUACUUGAUGAAAUUCCACAAGAGUACGCGAUAUCCGGCGGUCCUAGCCUGUAUUUCAUCACAAGGUCAGAGGUGCAUUGCUACGACCCAAUCCAGGACUGUUGGUGCGAGCGUGCCCCGCCAAUAUACGCUCCCGACAUCUCUACAGCCGUUGCCAUGGGAACAGAGAUUUUCUGCACCGAUCGUAACUUCACCCGGACUGUGGUGUAUGACACAGAGUCAGACUGCUGGCGGGAACUGUCAGGCUGGCCGGACCCCAGAAACCUCGAUGUGCUGUGCGACUAG